This is a messenger RNA of Harmonia axyridis, 1530 nucleotides long. RefSeq lists its product as uncharacterized. NCBI's taxonomy places the organism in Eukaryota, Metazoa, Arthropoda, Insecta, Coleoptera, Coccinellidae. The coding region runs from base 659 to 1423 and encodes 254 amino acids. The record is from RefSeq and is a predicted model, not a curated record. Gene Ontology annotation, molecular function: growth factor receptor binding. Gene Ontology annotation, biological process: positive regulation of cell population proliferation; positive regulation of protein autophosphorylation. The transcript is spliced from 5 exons.
UUGCUGAUUUCUCAAUUUCAGUUAGAACGAUUUUUUUUUCGAUUAUUGAGAAAACAAUAUUUCAUUGAGUGUAACUUCGCAAGCAUAGAACGGAUUUUGCUUAUUAACGAACUGAACUGAGAUAUUUGGACACUGAACUUAUCAAGAAAAUUUCAAUUUUUAACAUAUUCCGUUCGAGAAUUAUCGUAUAUAGGUCGAACGGACAGAAUUGAUUUCAACCUCAAAUUCUUCAUCAUCGUCAUUAAUCGAACCCAAUCAUCAAAGACCAUUUUCAGCUCAAAAUUCGUGAAUUCUGGAACAAGCUUGCAAAAAUAAAAAAACAAAAAUAAGAAUUUGCCAAUCAUCAAAGACCAUUGUCGGUUCAAAAUUCGUGAUUUCAGGAACAAACUUUCAUAAAUAAAAUAAAAUAAUAAAAAUAAAAAUGUAGUAUUUCGCAGACUUGAACCUUGGACUGCACUGCGACCAAAUCGAUAGUGCAUCCAAGUGCACACACGAGUCAUCCUAUACCUACCACAAAAAGACGAACCACAAAGAAUAUCUUGCUCAAGUUCGAACAACAUAGCUACCUAUUACACAUUUCCGAAUCUCAAAAGUUAGUCAUUCACUUCAACCAUAAUUGCUACCGAUAUCUCAGUUUGUUGACGGUAAAGAACACGCCAUGAAGAAAAUUCAGUUACUUUUAUUUAUCACCUUGUUUUUUACCGAGGCCGUGAGUGCUAAAAGAAAGAACCCCCUCAGGAAAAGGUUGGAAAGUUACAGUGUUCCCAAAAUCAGUUACAGGUUCCAAAGGAACGAAUUUGACAUACCAGAUUUCUUUGAUCAAAAUUCCGUAUUUCUUAAUGGACCUGGUUUUGAUUUGACACCCACAUUUAGGAGUGGUGUGGCCAAUGUUAAUCCUUUGCAAGCAGUUUCUUGCGAAUCUUCUAACGUGAGCAGUGCACUGAAGGAGCUGAGCAAACGGGUCAAAUGUAUUCCAAGAGAUGGGAUUGUCAACUUGAAGGCACCUGAACGCUUUAUGGUAUCACCAAAUACAGUGAUGGUCAAGAAGUGCGGAGGUAUGUGCAACGGAGCAAGAAGCUGCAUUUCCAAAACUACUAGAGAUGCCACUUUUUUUGUGAGAGCUGUAAACUUACAAACCAAUGAGGUGCUGUGCAGCUCAAUUUUGGUGCCUGAAGAUACCUCUUGCUCCUGCGGCUGUGAGACUAAAAUGACCGACUGUUUACCCACUCAAAAAUACGACAAGAACAUGUGCGUCUGCAAAUGCAUCAACAUGCAAGAUUACCGAAACUGUGUCAAAAAGAGCAGUAUGAACUUCAGAUGGGAUGAAAAAACAUGUAGUUGCAUUUGCGCGGUGACAAAAAUAUGCACUACAGGAUCUCAUUGGAUACCCAGUGAGUGCAGAUGUGCCAAGCUGAAGGAUUAACGCCAAAUGAAGAUGACUCCUCAGUUUUCAUCCAUUGUGAUAAAAUAUUCCAUUGAUUACUCAAAAUACUAAUGUUCCUUACAUGAAUAAAUAAAUUUUGGAAAUUA